GGCGGCGUAGGUCAAUUUUCAGCUAGCCCCAUCCCUGGCCCUUGUGGCCCUUGUGGCCCUUGUGGCCCUUGUGGCCCUGGGGGCCCUGGGGGCCCUGGCGGCCCUGAUCAAGGCCCUGCAGGGGAUUCAGGACAAGUUUGUCAGUUUUUUGUCAAGUCUGGCUGGUGCAAAUGGGGAGAAGGUUGCCGACAUGCCCACGUGGCGGGGCCAGACACUCCCAAUGGAGGAGGUCCUGGUGCUGGUGGUGCCAAAUCGGGUGAGGUCUGCCAAUUCUUUGCUAAAUCAGGCUGGUGUAAGUACGGCGACCAAUGCAGGCAUGAGCACAUCGCCGGACUGAGUGACGCACAACCUGCAAACGAACCCUGCCGCUUCUUUGAAAAAGCUGGCUGGUGCCAAUAUGGCGACCAGUGCAGAUAUAAGCACAUCGCUGGUCCUGACACGCCUAGCCCUGGCUGUGGUGGCUGUGGCGGCUGUGGCCCUGGUGGCUGUGGCAAGGGCGCAAAGGGCUGUGGAAAGGGCUGUGGAAAGGGCUGUGGGAAGGGCGGGCCUGGUCCUGGAGGACCUGGAGGACCUGGAGGACCUGGGUGUGGACCUGGACCCGGAUUUCACGGUUCCGACUACGGAUACCAGGAUUACAGCGGUGGAUGCGGCGGAUGCGGCGGAUGUGGUGGAUGUGGUGAAUGUGGUGGAUGUGGCGGUCCAGAUGGAAACGAGCCCUGUCAGUUCUUUGCCAAGCAUGGUUGGUGCAAGUACGAGAACACUUGUAAGUAUGCUCACUCUGCUCAGGACUUUCCGACAGAGCCGAACCCGCCACCUCCACCGGCUAAAAGGGAAUUGACUGCAGCAGACGAAGAAAUUGCUGCUGCUGCCCUUGUCGCUACUGCUGGAAUGCUGAAAGCUGAAUCCGUCGGUUUGCUGCUCUCAGCAGAUGCGAUCACUGCAAUUCUUACCAUACCAUCAUCGCAUGCAUCUGAGCUGUUGGAGUCAGUCUCAGCAAAGCAUGAGACUCUUAGAGAUCCAUCAAACUAUAUUGUGUCUACCAUUUCGAAAGGUUAUGUCCCCAAAGGGCCGCAGUACUGAAAGGAUCUGAAAGGAUCUGAAAGGAUCUGAGAGCUUUAGGGUCUUAGGGGCGAUCAGGCCCGACUCUAGUUCGAGACUAUGGAACAAGCAAAGCCCGUGCAC
This is a messenger RNA of Cladocopium goreaui, 1182 nucleotides long. Lineage: Eukaryota; Dinophyceae; Suessiales; Symbiodiniaceae. The record is from the annotation of a GenBank genome assembly.